AAUCUCUUCCUUUUUUCUUUCUUUUUUCUACAACCAAAUUAAUAACUCUUCAAUCUCUCCUCUCUUAUUUCCAUUUUCACUAACAAAAAAAAUGGCAAACAAUAACCAUAUCCACCCUCAAGCCAAGUCCACCCCUAACGGCGGUGCAGCCACCGUUAAGCCCUCAUUCCCCGCCACAAAAGCGCAAAUCUACGGCGCCACUCGCCCGACCUACCGUCCACAAACCCACCACCGGCGCCGUAGCAACCGUAAUUGGUGUUGCACCAUUUGUUGUUGGCUUAUACUCAUCCUCAUCUUCAUCCUCAUCCUCCUCGGAGUCGCUGGCACCGUCGUCUACCUCCUCUACCAUCCGCAACGUCCAUCCUUUUCCGUUACCUCACUUAAACUCACCUCAUCUGAGUUUGAUUUCACUCUUUCCACCACCAACCCAAAUGAUAAAAUCACAUUUUCAUACCAACCGAUCUCUAUUUCUCUUCUCGCCAAUGGGCUCGACGUUGGAGACGGCGUUAUUCCGUCGUUCGAUCAUGGAACGAAGAAUACUACAAUGCUGAAAGCAUCUGUUGAGAGGAAGAGUAUUAAAAGGAAGUCAUUGGAAUUGAAGAUGAAGAUGGAGACUAAAGUUGAGGCUAAGAUGUGGGUUUUUAAGACACCACGUGUCGGAAUAAGUGUGUUGUGUGACGGCAUUGAUGUCUCCGGCGAGAAAGUGACGGCGGCCGGGGAGAAGUGUGAGGUGGAUGUUAGGUUCAAGGUAUGGAAAUGGACUCUUGGAUGAAGGGAGACUAUAAGUAUGUGUGAUGUGUUUGUGAUAUUGUUUUUGUUUUUUAUUUGAUUUUCAAAGAGGCACUUUUAUUACUAAUAGUAUUAAUUAAUUUAUUGUCCUUCAUUAUAUUAUUUCUUGUAAUUCGAUCUGAUUUUCAUUUGGUAUAUUAAUUUCUGAAAUUUAUUUUUAGUUAAUUCAA
Messenger RNA from Trifolium pratense (red clover), 959 nucleotides. Its product is annotated as NDR1/HIN1-like protein 13. NCBI's taxonomy places the organism in Eukaryota, Viridiplantae, Streptophyta, Magnoliopsida, Fabales, Fabaceae. Gene Ontology annotation, cellular component: plasma membrane. The record is from RefSeq and is a predicted model, not a curated record. The coding region runs from base 92 to 772 and encodes 226 amino acids. The transcript has a single exon.